GACGUACCCAAGACGACUAGGGUUUCAUUUUGGUACAAGAUCUUCUUUCCUCCACGAUUCGCCUACGGUAACCUCUUUGCUAAACCCCAAAUCAAGCAUUCAGAACCUCGAAUCCAACCAUGGCAUCCCGAGAGGGAGAUCCGGCGUUAGGCUAUUUGACUCGGAAGGAAACGGAGGUCAAGCUUCCUCGACCAACUAGGGUUAAGAACAAAACCCCAGCUCCAAUUCAAAUUACAGCGGAACAGAUUUUACGUGAAGCACGAGAACGUCAAGAAGCUGAAAUCCGACCACCGAAGCAGAAAAUCACCGAUUCUACAGAGCUCGCAGACUAUCGUCUCCGUAAACGUAAGGAAUUCGAAGACCUGAUUCGGAGAGUGCGGUGGAACAAGAGUGUGUGGGUGAAGUAUGCCAAGUGGGAAGAGUCUCAGAAGGAUUUCAAUCGAGCUAGGUCGGUAUGGGAACGAGCGCUUGAUGUCGAUUAUAGAGACCAUACAAUGUGGUUGAAAUAUGCCGACGUUGAGAUGAAGAAUAAGUUCAUCAAUCAUGCAAGGAAUGUCUGGGAUAGGGCAGUUACUUUGUUGCCGAGGGUGGAUCAGCUGUGGUAUAAGUAUAUUCAUAUGGAGGAAAUGCUAGGCAAUGUUGCAGGUGCAAGACAGAUAUUUGAAAGGUGGAUGGGGUGGGAGCCUGAUCAACAAGCAUGGCUUUCAUACAUCAAAUUCGAGUUAAGAUACAACGAAAUUGAAAGAGCAAGAUCCAUCUAUGAAAGAUUCGUCCAAUGCUUACCCAAAGUCACUGCAUGGAUUCGUUACGCCAAAUUCGAAUUCAAAAAUGGCGAAAUCACACGAGCAAGAAACUGUUACGAAAGAGCAGUUGAAAAACUCGCAGACGAUGAAGAAGCCGAAACUCUCUUUGUUGCAUUCGCUGAAUUCGAAGAGAAAUGCAAAGAAACAGAACGCGCGAGAUGUAUUUACAAAUUCGCCCUUGACCACAUCCCAAAGGGAAGAGCCGAAGAUCUUUACAGAAAGUUUGUAGCUUUUGAGAAACAGUAUGGAGAUAGAGAAGGAAUCGAAGACGCCAUUGUUGGAAAGAGAAGGUUUCAAUAUGAAGAAGAAGUUAGAAAGAAUCCAUUGAAUUAUGACUCGUGGUUUGAUUACAUCAGACUCGAGGAGAGUGUUGGGAAUAAAGGAAGGAUUCGGGAAAUUUACGAAAGAGCCAUUGCGAAUGUUCCACCUGCUGAGGAGAAAAGAUAUUGGCAGAGAUAUAUUUAUCUUUGGAUUAAUUAUGCUUUGUAUGAAGAGAUUGAUGCACAGGAUGUUGGAAGAACACGCGAUGUUUAUAGUGAGUGUUUGAAGCUGAUUCCUCAUAAGAAAUUUUCUUUUGCAAAAGUUUGGUUGUUGGCUGCUCAAUUUGAAAUCAGACAGUUGAAUCUCUCUGCUGCACGCGCUGUUCUUGGAAAAGCAAUUGGAAUUGCUCCUAAAGAUAAGAUUUUCAAGAAAUACAUCGAGAUCGAGCUGCAAUUAGGUAAUAUAGAUCGAUGUCGAAAGCUAUAUGAAAAAUACUUAGAAUGGUCACCUGAAAACUGUUACGCGUGGAGCAAAUAUGCUGAGCUGGAAAGAUCUUUAAGUGAAACCGACCGGGCCCGCGCUAUUUUCGAGCUUGCAAUCGCACAACCUGCACUUGACAUGCCUGAAUUGCUAUGGAAAGCGUAUAUUGACUUUGAAAUAGCGGAAGGCGAAUUUGAAAGAACAAGACAGCUGUACGAGAGGCUUUUGGAUCGUACAAAGCAUUUGAAGGUGUGGAUUAGUUAUGCAAAAUUUGAAGCUUCUGCCAUUGAAGAAGAAGAAGAAGAUGAAGAACAACAGCAGCAACAAAAACAUGAUGAUGAAAAGAAGAAACUUUGCAUUCAACGUGCCAGAAGUGUGUUUGAGAACGCGAUUAAUUACUAUAGGACAUCAGCCCCUGAGCUGAAAGAGGAGAGGGCUAUGUUGUUAGAAGAGUGGCUGAACAUGGAAAGUAGUUUUGGUGAGGUGGGUGAUGUGGGAUUGGUUCGGGCUAAGUUGCCUAAGAAGUUGAAGAAGAGAAGACAGAUAGAAAUGGAUGAUGGGCCUACUGGGUAUGAGGAGUAUAUUGAUUACCUGUUUCCGGAGGAAACACAGGCGUCCAAUCUUAAGAUCUUGGAGCAAGCUUACAAAUGGAAAAAACAGAAGAUUGUUUCAGAUGAUGAAGAAGAAGAAGAGGAUGAUGAUGAUGAUAUGGAUGAUUAGUGUAUCUCUCAUUUUCUUUUCUUUUUUUGUUGGAUUUUGGUUAUUUUUUUAAGCACUUUUGCUUGUGUAUCACAUUUUGUCCCUAUUAUGGAAUUACUAAAUUUGUAAUGAUAGUAACUAAAAUGAAUAUCAUAUUUUUUUAUAUAAUGUGACAAGGUUAAAGAUUCUUAUUA
Molecule: messenger RNA, 2437 nt
Organism: Lactuca sativa (garden lettuce)
Lineage: Eukaryota; Viridiplantae; Streptophyta; Magnoliopsida; Asterales; Asteraceae
Biological process (GO): mRNA splicing, via spliceosome; spliceosomal complex assembly
Cellular component (GO): post-mRNA release spliceosomal complex; U2-type catalytic step 2 spliceosome; precatalytic spliceosome
Molecular function (GO): protein binding
Source: RefSeq, a predicted model, not a curated record